Struthio camelus australis is the source of this 3709-nucleotide messenger RNA. RefSeq names its product P2Y purinoceptor 12. Gene Ontology annotation, biological process: G protein-coupled receptor signaling pathway; negative regulation of adenylate cyclase activity; blood coagulation. NCBI's taxonomy places the organism in Eukaryota, Metazoa, Chordata, Aves, Struthioniformes, Struthionidae. Gene Ontology annotation, cellular component: membrane. Gene Ontology annotation, molecular function: G protein-coupled purinergic nucleotide receptor activity. The record is from RefSeq and is a predicted model, not a curated record.
AGGACUCAAGGUUAAAUCUUUACUGAUUAUUAAGGGCAGCUUUGUUUGCACUAUACAAAAAUUUUAAGCACUUAUGCCUUUUCAUUUAGAAAGGUGGAAAAAAUGGGAGCAUGUUUUCAGGAACAAUUAUAAUAACCGCAUAUGAAAAAGAUCCGAGGCUAAUGUAAUAAAUUACAGUUCUUUGUUUCGCCACCUUGCAAGAGCUCAGUCCUACCAAAAGCUGACCUACCAACUGUCCUGAUCGCUCCUCUCUCGGACAAAGCGAUCUUGUCCUUAGCAGGGCACAAAGGACUUUCUGGACUGACAUCCAACAUCCUAAAGCGUUGAAACACAGUCCACUUACUAUUUUCAUGCUCAGCAGUAGGGUUGAGGCAUCUCUCACGAGCUGCCAGGAUUAUACUGGUACACGCGCUGACAACGAUUACAGUUAGCCACUGUGGAACUAUACCACAAAAAACUGGGAAUCAUUAUUUCCCUGGAAACGAUGCUGUCAGCCACUUCAGAGAGCGUUUUCCGUGACUGGCUGGUGCCCAGCAUCGAUGAGGUCCCGACCGAUGCCUGGACAGGAAACCCGAAGUGCCCCACUGCCACGCCAACGCUCAUUCCUCACGUUUUUUUGCACCUACACAGGGAGAGAGCGGCAAUUAUGUGGCAGUUCCUCCCUCUGAUCAAAUGAGAUACGUAGGCAACAGACACUGCAGCUGUCUUGCGCACUAAACGGAAAUCACCGAUACAGUAAACAGAGGUACUUAGCCCUUGGGGCUGAAGUUGGGAGCAGAGUCAAGAGGUGAGCAGGGAAAAAAAGGCAGAAGACGGUGCCUUGGAAGUUAGUCCUGGGGCAUCCCAACAGACUCCCAGCUUUACAGAGCCUUAGACGCCUGAACUGCAGUCCAGUCAGGCACCUAGCUACAGGUCAAAUGCUGAUGAUGGUGAGGGCGACCUUCACCUUGGUCACCCUCAAGGCUCUACGCGCUCUGCCAACCUUUUAACACCGACAUCAGCACGCACAGCUACCUUAACUCAAGCGUAGGAGCUUAUACACAAACUUAUUGUCAAUACAGACACAGUCCGAAAACCUGGAAGAGCAAUCCACGUCUGCCCACGAAGAGGGCUUGAAGGUAAGCCAUCUCCCACAUCACAGAAAGCAAGGAGCCAGAACCCUAAGUCGCAUCAGUUGACAGGAAGAUACAAGACAAAUCACGUGACUCAGUUAAACUUAUAAUAAAAGGUCUAGGCACCGAGAAGUACGCGAGGUUCCACGUGUUCCGAGUCCUGCGCUUCAGUAGAAAAUAAAGCAACUCUUUAAUACUUGAUCAAUAAAUUAUUAGUAGUUUUUUGCCAGGACUAAAAUUUUUCACAAGCAUUCAAUAUCGUAUUUGCCAGGGCGAUGAAAAGAACAGAUUUUACUAGUCCUAGAAAUGAACACAAUAAACACCACAAACGCCAAGCGUACCAUGCAGCAAAAGCAGCCUUGCCAGAACCAGAAAGUGGUUGUUGUAAUCAUCAUGCCAUAUCACCUGGUCACGCUGACCCCAAAAGAAAUAAGAAAUCCCAUUCUGGAGGUCAAGGUCAAAAACUCAGGUUCAUGUGUCAACAUACACAGUCUCACAAAGAAAAUGUAUUUCACAGUUUAAGGAUCUUUAUUGUUUUAAUUUCUCCUCUUCAUUGACUAUUCUAAUAUAAAUUAUUACCCAGCAGAUUUCAAUUCUUAGCUGGUCAUUCCAGUGAAAACAUAAAAUACAAAGAAAUGCAGUUUUUCCAUUACUCAGCCUACAGAGGGGAGAUAUCGGGUCUCUGAAUAUGUCAGUGCGCAUGAUUUUGUAGUUCAUUAAGUCUGUGGUGCUUCAUUUCAUUUUAAGGGUAGACUAAGAAAAGAUUUUUCAUAUAAAUCAUAAUCAUAAGCCAAUCAAUCACUUCAUGACUAUAACUAUCCAGAAACAUACAGGUAUUUUUACAUACAUAAACAAGAACUCAGCUAAAUGUGAAGAUUAUUUUCAAAAAGUUUCUGGAAAUGCUCUAUGUUCUAUCAUCUCAUGCCUCUAAAGGAACCAAAUUUUAAUGGCACAGUGUAAUUGCCAUCAGGUCUGUACCACACAAAAAGUCAGAAAAAUGUACCUAUUUUGAUGGCUAUGGUCAUUCUUUUCUUCAUUAAUGAAGGAAAAAGUAUUUUACUUCCUGCCACGCAGCAAAAGGCAGAGAGAAAGGCAACAGUAAACGUGUUUAACUAACUAAGGCAAUACAUGAAAAAUGGGGAAGGAAGCAACACAUCACCAGCAGACAAAGUCUCAUCUUUGUACACAUUUCCCCAUUCUUAAUACUUUGCUCAAGGCUUCUGUCAGCAGAGGAACAGCGCAUGAACAGCAGAUAACCAAGGACACCGCUGCCACGCUGGUACAGGUACUUGCAGUAUCGUCGCGCUCAUACGGCAUAACGGGGCACGCAGGGAGUGUGGCUCUAACGCGUAAAAGAGGCGGAUGAUCAGGAGCGUUAUUUUAAUCUGCACUGCGAAUGAAGAAUGGUGUGUGCCUGUGUGUUUCAAACAAUGGGAGAAUUUGCAAAUGAGAGCGUCAUCAGCAACUCCAGCGGAACGCCCUCCUCCACGCCGUGCCACCGGGACACCAGGAUUACCCACGUGGUGUUCCCAAUACUGUAUACGUUUGUCUUCCUUCUGGGACUUACGCUGAACAGCUUGGCUUUGUGGGCUUUCUUCCAUAUUCCAAGCACAUCAACUUUCAUUGUCUACUUGAAAAACAUAUUAGUUUCUGAUCUGAUAAUGACCCUCAUGCUUCCUCUGAAGAUCCUUACAGACUCUGGCCUGGGACCAUGGCAACUCAAAGCAUUCGUUUGCCGCUUUUCAGCUGUGGUAUUUUACGAAACCAUGUACAUUAGUAUCGUACUACUUGGUCUCAUUGCUUUUGACAGGUUUCUCAAAAUUGUGAGACCUUUUGGGAAGUUCUGGGUGCAGAAUGUUACCUCAGCAAGAAUUCUUGCGGGCCUGGUUUGGCUCUUCUUCUUUGUUCUCUCUCUGCCAAAUAUGAUCCUAUCAAACAAGGAAGCGACACCCCAAUCCGUGAAGAAGUGCGCCUCGCUGAAGAGCGCCUUUGGGCUGCAGUGGCACGAAGCUGUCAAUUACAUCUGCCAGCUCAUCUUCUGGACCGUGCUAGUCCUCAUGCUGCUCUUCUACAUCAUUAUUGCCAAGAAGGUAUACGAGUCUUACACAAAAACGCAGAGAAAAGACAACAAAAGCAAAAAAAAGAUAAAGGGGAAAGUAUUUAUCAUUUUUACCGUGUUUUUCCUAUGCUUUGCCCCAUUUCAUUUUAGCAGGGUCCCUUACACUCUAAGUCAAACCAGGGGCAGGAUGGGCUGCCGCCUACAGAACCAGCUUUUCGUGGCCAAGGAAAGCACGCUGUGGCUAGCUGCCACGAACGUCUGCAUGGAUCCUUUGAUAUACAUGUUCUUGUGCAAACCAUUUGUAGAAAAGAUAUUAUGCAGAAAAGUAAAGAUGCUUACGAAAACGACGCAUACAAACCCCACGCCCGAACUGGACACAAGAGUGUCGGCUACCGGCUCUUGAUUUCGCAGCUCCAAGUUCCAGGAUUUCUGCUCCCAUAUUUAUAGCGAAGUCGAGAAAUAAUUUGUUUUGUUUCUGCUGUAGAAAAUUAAAGGCUGAUUCUAGUUCAGCAUGACUUAAUAAAAGUGGCACGACGGA